AUGUUUAUUUUGAUCGACUUGCGUGAUCACGAAAAUAAGUCACACGACACCGUUAAAUUUGGUUUCACAGCUCAGGUAUGUUUUCCAUUUCUGUAUUAAAUACAAUUCAUUGUUUUAGGCGACAAUCAAGCAGCUCCACGAUAAAAUUCUAUCUAGAUUUCAAAUUGGGAUAGAAUAUCAACAGAUUUACGACAGCAAAAAUAGUCGCAUCGAUUUGUUGAAUGGUUCAUUGGAAGGUGUAGGACUGAAAGAUAACGAAACGUUGAUUCUGGUUAGUUAUUUUGACAUAUAACACGCUGUCUCCGUUAUUCUCAAACACAACGGGUACAAUAAAAAAAAAUUUUUUUUGAUUUUGAUGAAACUUCAUCCAGUGUGAUAGCCAAUCAUCAGAAAUGCGGACCCAACUUUUUGAGUCAUUUCUUCUUACUGUAGCCGGGUUACGGUAGCCAGGUAGGCACCUGCGUAUCUCAGUAUUGAAGAGUUUUUAGUAGACAAAUGAUAUAUCAAUCGAUAGGUAAUCCAAUUUUGAAAACUUUUACAGUACAUGCCAUCUUGGGUUACUGUGGGAAAAUUUUGAGUUACGGCACUUUUUGCGUCUGUCGAGUUAGUUUUUCGACCACCACGAGCUUGAGCCGGGAGAUCCAUUCUUCCUAGCUCCUCAAAAGAUACCUUAUGAGAAGCUGUACAAGCUGGUACUAGUUCGAAGAAAUCCUAGGUGGACCAUCAUUUCGAAAAAUCUCCCCGAAGGCGCGCAAUCGUGGUCUUGCGGCGGCCAAAUGGGGGAAGUCCAUGACGCCUGACGGCACAUUCUUCACAGAUCCAUUCUAAACUUUGUUUCCAUUUCACUUAUAGAUAUCUAUUAAUGGUUUUUUUAUUACCACUUGAGAUGAUUUCAGGUUGACCAUCAUCUCGAAAUCUCAUUUUGAACUCAAAUUUGGCCUAAAAUGGCCGACUCGGCUUUUUUCACGGGAUCCCUGACCCCGUAUGUGACCGUUCUCAACUUUUUUCUUCCUUAAAAAUGAACAAGAGUGUCUGAACAAUAGUUGUAUAACGAUCGGAAAUUAUUUUGAGAGGACCAUCAUCUCGAAAUCUCAUUUUGAACCCAAAUUUGGCCUAAAAUGGCCGAGUCGGCUUUUUACACGGGAUCCCUGACCCCGUAUGUGACCGUUCUCAACUUUUUUACCCCCUAAAAAUGAACAAAAGUGUCUGAACAAUAGUUUUAUAACGAUCGGAAACUAUUUUGAUAGGACCAUUAUCUCGAAAUAUCGAUUUAAACCCAAAUAUCGGCUUAGUUUCCCCAUUUGAAGUUUUUAUCAUUUACAUCGAAGUUUAUUCUGCCAAUUUUUUUUCAAAACAAGAAAUCAAAAAUGAGAAAUGUGAAAUACCAAGAAAUUUUUCUCAUAAAAGAAAAAACCCGACACUCUGACCACCGGUGAGGUUGAAACUUAACUUUCAAGCUGAUGUUUUUAUAAAUGUUUUUAUUAUAACCUAAAUAGUAGUUCUGAAUCUUCAGACUUUUUUUCAUACCUAAAAAACAAGACAUUCGUCUUGUGACUAUUUUUGUGAAAAGAAACCAAAAAAAAAUAUUUCGAUUUUCAAGCGAAAUUUUAUUAAAAAGUGGGUUUCCCAGGUAAACAGUCAUUUUGGAAUUGAUCCAAAAUAGAAUUUAUUUUCAGUUCUCAGGUUUAUAUUCUCUUUAAAAAGUGAAAAGUGCCAAGAUCUGUAUUGAUGGAACCAAUAAUCUUAUUAGAAGGGUAAACCAAAAGUUUUCAAGCCAAAUUUGGGUUCAAAAUGUGAUUUCGAGAGGAUGGUCCUCUCAAAAUAGUUUCCGAUCGUUAUACAACUAUUGUUCAGACACUCUUGUUCAUUUUUAAGGAAGAAAAAAGUUGAGAACGGUCACAUACGGGGUCAGGGAUCCCGUGAAAAAAGCCGAGUCGGUCAUUUUAGGCCAAAUUUGGGUUCAAAAUGAGAUUUCGAGAUGAUGGUCAACCUGAAAUCAUCUCAAGUGGUAAUAAAAACCAUUAAUAGAUAUCUAUAAGUGAAAUCGAAACAAAGUUUAGAAUAGAUCUGUGAAGAAUGAGCCGUCAGGCGUCAUGGACUUCCCCCAUUUGGCCGCCGCAAGACCACGAUUGCGCGCCUUCGGGGAGAUUUUUCGAAAUGAUGGUCCACCUAGGAUUUCUUCAAACUAGUACCAGCUUGUACAGCUUCUCAUAAGGUAUCUUUUGAGGAGCUGUACAAGCAUGAAAUUUAAAUGUUUACUUUUUUGACCAAAAUUUUCAAGAGUGAAAUUUAAGUGUUUACUUUUUCGUACAAAAAAAUUUUUUUCAACUGUGAAAAUUAAAUGUUCAUUUUUUGGCCGAUAGUUUUCCGAACCUGGAUUUUCCGAACCAAAAUCCACAUCAAUACUUUUCCUUUUUCCUCAUUCAAUUAAAUCUCCAGAUAGCACCUUUCUUCCGUUCUGCUCAUUUUUGACCGGUUCCAUAUAAUUUUUCCCGUCCUUAACCGGCUUUUAGCUUUGCCCUUGACCAUCCAAAUCACUGUUUUUCCAACAGAUUUAUUAAUUUUUAACCAGAAAAUAGUUUGAAUUUCGAAGUAAUCGAUUCAUGAUUUCAUUUGGAGUAGACUGAGACAGAAUUGACUCCGGCACAGAUACUGCCAAGUGCCGUAAUUUUUAAUGAAUAAAUUAAUGAAUAAAUGUUUACCUUUUUUUAAAAAAAAUUUUUCAAAGUGAAAUUUGAAUGGUCACUAUUUUUGAUCAAAAAUUUUUAAAAUGAAAUUUGAAUGGUCACUAUUUUUGACCAAAAUUUUUCAAAAAUGAAUUUCAAAUGUUUACUUUUUUUGACCAAAAUUUUUCAAAAUGAAUUUUUAAAUGUUUACUUUUUCUGACCAAAAAUUUUUCAUAAUGAAAUUUAAAUGUUCAUUUUUUUGAACAAAAUUUUUUUCGAAAAAAAUAAGUAAUUGUUCAUUUUUUAAAUGCUCAGUUAUGAAAUUUAACCAAAAUGAGGUUUUUUUAACAAACAGUUCAUGUGAAAUUUAACUAAUUGGUCGAAUUCAUCAAACGUUCGGAAAAUGUUUGGUUGAACGUUCGUUCAAACAUUUACUUUUGAGAACUCUAAUGAUAACAUAUCGGUCUUUAUCAACAUUAUUUACUUUCUAUUUAAUUUAAACAAUAUAUUUAAAUGAAAACUUGAGAGCAUUUAAGAAAAUUUUCCAAACAAUUGAUGAUACAUUUUCGAGUUCGAAGUAAACGGAAAUUAUGUACAAAUCUACAGAAGAAAAAAAAAUUGAAUUGAGGCGAGAGAGUGAAGCUUCAAGUAAGAAUAAAAAAGGACAAUAUGACAAAAAACAUGUGUAUCGUUUAUUUUUCAUAAGAAAAAAAAAAUGUUAUUAAGAAAAGAGUAGGAUCAACAAAAACAGAAAAGUAAACCUAUUGCAAGCUCAUAGAUGAUCUUUAAAAAGUCAAAUUAAAUAAAGGAGGGAGGCUCGAAAUGAAAAUGAAAAAAGUUUUGAAAAAGAAAAUUAAGUUAAACAAUCAGAUUGACACUAACACGGGAAGUGCGAAAGGUCGAGGUAUUGGAAUUUAAUGAAACUUGGUAUAUAGGUACUUCCGAACACCCUGAAUCCAAAGCAGUUGAAAAAAAGUGCGCCUUUUUGGUUUUAGUCGAGUUAGGGCGCCUCAAAGUUUGCACGCAAAAAAUGCAUUGGAAGGGAGGAGGGAAUGUGUUGUGGCGGCUAUCUCUAGCUGCCAGCAGGCGGCGUGGUGUAGUGGCUAGAGGCCUUGCGUUGGGAAACCUAUGAUGCAGGUUCGGACCCUUUUUGGUAAAAUUUUUUUUUUCUAUGAAGUUUUUCGAAAAAAUUGAUGAAUUUUUGAAGAUGGAACGAAAAAUACUGUUCAAAGUGUUAAAAUUCACUAUUUUUAUGUCGUUUUUGAGAAAGAACUUCAACAAAAAAAUUUUUUUAGUCUUUUUUUGUCCUCUGUGCAGGAAGUUUGGGCGUCGAGAUUAUUUCCUUGUCUUUUUUUUCAUUCCCUGCAGCAUCGCCAUAUCAUCUCGAUUGUGAAAAUAAAGUGAAAUCUUAUUGAUUGUAUCCAAAAGCAAAGUUCCGGUGUUACAAUUCGGUCGGUUAUUCCGUUACUUUCUCAAUUUUAGGUAGAGCCGCCGAAAGAACGUGAAUGCAGCAAAUAACAGCUUGCUGAAUGAUCGCCAGCGACUGAACAGAAUCAUCUGGAGAGAUGGCUAUGACGAAUAUUUGGAAACUGUUCUCAGGAAUGUCAAUCUGUUCCAGAAUUUGUUCUCAGUAUAAAUUGUUAAUUUUCCGUAGUCUUUUGUUGUAGGAGUUCAGUCUGAUGGUAUUGUCCGCUUUUUUGUGUUUUGAAAUAGACAGGUACGUUGGAAAGGGUUGCAAUUGCAUGUCGUGAUACUCUGUUUAACGCGUAAUGCGAAACACGUCUGGUGCGACAAGUGCACACAGUCGGUACGACUUUUCGACUGGAAAUUUUAUAGAGUUUAAUAUUCACAUCAGACCAAUUGCUGAAUUUUGAUAAUCUUAGGAUUCUAAUAAUUUUAGAAGUAACAAACAAAACCACAAUGAUGGGUUCCGAAUUUUUGAAUUUGGAAUGUUGAAAGUUCUAUUUAAUUCUUUUUCUUUAGCAUCAUUCUCCUCCGUUGGACUCGGUCUAGGAGCUAGAAAUUUAUUAAGAAAAAAAUUUUUUUCAAAUUAAAAAAAAUUAUAAGCCUCCGUCAAAUGAAGAAAAAAACAGACCUAGAACAGACUUGAUAAUUUACAAGAAAAAAAUUUUCAGACAAAAACUACAUGCGUUUAUUCUUUUUUUUGUUUCGAAUCUUUCCGAAAUGAAAAGAACGAAAUCCAUUAUGGCUCCAGAUAUUCAUUCACAUCUCAUUUUCAAAUAUUUGGCAAUCUAGUUUUUUUUCAAUACUUAAACAUUUUUAAUUAAAAUCUUUUUCUGAAUUUCAUUCUCGUUUUUUCAAUGAAAGAAAAAGCUGAUGGCAUGUUCCUGGAUCCCAGCUGCGUUGAAUCGAACACACAAAGUCGUGUUAUGCAAAUUAACAGCAACGAACCGUACCACCACCCGUGGUGAAAAGCCAUGAAACGAUCUUCCGCGAGAACGAGUUGCGGCGGCAUCCAAAAUCAGAAAAAAAAACCCUCGAUCCGCAACUUUUUUUAGUCAGCCCUCAAUCCAUUUUGCCGUUCGAAAGGCUUGAUUGCGUGGCGUCGAUGGCUUGCAACAACAUUUUGAGUUUUUCUUCUUCUUUUUUUGAGCUUCUGGAAUCAGAGGCUAGAUCUUCAAGAACGAAGAUCACUAGAAAACCUUAUCAAUCAAGGGAAAACGGAAAAAAAGUUCAGGACAUGAUCAAGGAGAAAGGAACAAAACCGUGGUCAUUAGCGGCGCUUUUUCCAUUUUCGAGUAGGAACCGUUUAUUCGAAACGCCUAAAGAUUGAUGAUAGGGAUUUCUUGAAGUGCGUGAUCAGGCUCGCGCUCAUUCAGACAAACUGAAAGCUUUAAAAAUGGUCAAGAAGAGUAGAUCGAAAUGGAUAGACUAAAGUUUCCCAGAUUUCGAAUACUUCAAAAAAUUAUAUAAAAUAAAAAUCUCAUUCUGCAAUUGAAUUUUCGAAUUCGCUUCUAAACUAUAUACGGUCAUCGAAACAGAGGAGACGUCUUAAAAAUAAAAAUAUUUGAAAAAGAAGUUUCAUCUACUGGGAGACCCAUUAUUUUUGUCAGUUUCAAGAAUUUUUCACACAAAAACUGUUAAACAAAGAUGAUCUUCAAAUUGGAAAUAUUUUAUGAGACCCUUGAGAAGUUCAAAAAAUUCGAAUCCAACGUUUUUUUUUAACAGCUAGUUUUUUUUCACCCUGAUUCUGUAGAUUUCUUCAAUUGGAUCGGCAAAAACUUUCAUAAAAAUAUUAGCUUCUCGGAGUCGAGUGGGAAAUUUUCUAUAUCUCAGAUUGCGCUUAUAAUCGAACUCUGCACAGCGCAUCGAAAAAAAAAACUUCAAUGGGAAAAUGAAUCCAAAAGUUCCUAAACACUCUAGACAUUGUCGUUGAGUAGGUCUACCCUUGAGAACGGCUUCUCAUCCCAUUUGACAAAAAGAAGAAACUCGAACAUUUGAAAACUUCGAAUCGAAAGUUGAUCGGAAAUUCCUCGAAGAAACCUCUCUCUCCCUUUCCUCCCAAUUUGCAUCGAAACUUGGCUGCCUCACCGGCUGGGGCGGAGCGGCCGACGCCGUCUGGCGCCGCUAUAAAAGCGCCCCAGGUGCAGCGGCGUUCCUCAGACCUCAGCCAGUCAUGGAUCUCGAGACGAGGAUCAAGGCCUACCGCUUCGUCGCCUACUCGGCAGUCACCUUUUCCGUCGUCGCCGUCUUGUCGGUAAUUCUUAUGGAAUAAUCUACUUUCACACAGCCUAUUCAUACUCAGCUUUUCAAGAGAGAGCCUGUACUUCUCUUAUUGACCCAAAAUGCUGAAAAUAUAAUUUUUUAUUCAUCUGGUUUUAAGGGAAAGAUUAUCCAAUUUUCUUUUCUGUGUUACAAACUUUUUGUCCUAUUAAUCUCGUUAUCUUCGUUUUUCCACUUCUACUCCUGCUGAGACAAUUUUUGUUUUACUUUUUUUCAUAGAAAUACUCAAAAUAAACUUUUUAAAUCUGGUUGAAAAAAAAAAAAUGAAAACCAGUGACUUCCAGGUAUGCGUGACCCUACCAAUGGUGUACAACUAUGUCCACCACGUCAAGCGAACGAUGCACAAUGAAAUCACUUUCUGCAAGGUUUUUUUUUGAAAUAUUGUAGGCUAACUUAUCUUUGAACCUUCAGGGUUCUGCUAAAGACAUCUGGUCGGAAGUACACGCUCUGAAGAACAUCCCAAGCGGAAACAGGACAGCUCGUCAGGCCGGCUACGGCGACGCUGCCGUCACGGGAGGAAGCACCACCGCUGGAAGCUGCGAGUCUUGCUGCCUUCCAGGACCAGCUGGUCCAGCCGGAACACCAGGAAAGCCUGGAAGGCCAGGAAAGCCUGGAGCUCCAGGUCUGCCAGGAAAUCCAGGCCGUCCACCACAGCAGCCUUGCGAACCAAUCACUCCUCCGCCAUGCAAACCAUGCCCACAAGGACCGCCUGGACCACCAGGACCGCCAGGAGCUCCAGGAGACGCCGGUACUCCAGGAGCGCCAGGUCUGCCAGGACAAGACGCUGCGCCAGGAGAGCCUGGACCUAAAGGACCUCCAGGACCGCCAGGAAACCCUGGAGCACCGGGAGCACCAGGAGAGCCUGGAACUCCGGCUCAGAGCGAGCCACUCAUUCCUGGAGAGCCGGGACCUGCCGGAGAAGCCGGACCACCUGGACCUCAAGGACCUCCUGGAGCACCUGGAGCCGACGGAGCGCCAGGACAGCCCGGACCGAAAGGACCCAACGGACCAGAUGGACAGCCCGGAGCCGAUGGAAACCCAGGAGCGCCAGGACCAGCAGGACCUCCUGGACAGCCUGGAGAACGCGGAAUUUGCCCCAAGUGAGUAUCUUUGAAGUUAAGAAAUAGAGGACACUGAAUUCAACCUUAAGAACUGCUCCUUAUAAAAACGAAGUUUUCUAUAAUCCUCUGCUUUUCAUGACGUGUACUCUUUACUAGAGCUCUCCAGCCUUUCCAAUUUACUCAAAUUUCCUGCUUUUUCAUUUUUGCAACUUGUGUACCUCUCAACUAUCUGAAUUAAGUGAUGUCAUUCUUUUUCAAAUUGAAAAACCUGCAAAAAGAAUCUUAACUUUUCUUAAAUUCAAAAUUUCCAGGUACUGCGCCAUCGACGGCGGUGUGUUCUUCGAGGACGGCACACGGCGUUAA
This is a messenger RNA of Caenorhabditis auriculariae, 7834 nucleotides long. The record is from the annotation of a GenBank genome assembly. Lineage: Eukaryota; Metazoa; Nematoda; Chromadorea; Rhabditida; Rhabditidae.